AGGAAAUCUGCUGGGUGCCCGGCAGCCGCUGCUGCCCCUUUGAUGUUUUGGUUCGCCGUGCGCAUGCGCCUCACAUUAGAAUUACUGCACUGGGCAGACUAAGUUGGAUCUCCUGUCUUCAGUGAAACCUCAAUAAUCCCACCAAAAAAAAUAGAACCACUAAAGGGAUGUGGAGAGUAUGGAAAAGGGGCUACAUUGGGAUUUGGUCCUUCGCCUUGAUCAUCGCUGCCGUGUGCGCGCAGAGUGUCAAUGACCCUAGUAAUAUGUCGCUGGUUAAAGAGACGGUGGACAGACUGCUGAAAGGCUAUGAUAUUCGUCUGAGACCCGAUUUUGGAGGUCCCCCUGUGGCCGUGGGAAUGAACAUUGACAUUGCCAGUAUUGAUAUGGUUUCCGAAGUCAACAUGGAUUAUACCUUGACAAUGUACUUCCAGCAAGCCUGGAGAGAUAAGAGGCUGUCCUACAAUGUGAUCCCUUUAAACUUAACUCUGGACAACAGAGUGGCGGACCAGCUCUGGGUUCCUGACACGUACUUCCUGAAUGAUAAGAAGUCAUUUGUGCAUGGAGUGACUGUCAAAAACCGCAUGAUUCGCCUGCACCCAGAUGGCACCGUCCUUUAUGGCCUCAGAAUCACAACCACAGCUGCCUGCAUGAUGGACCUAAGACGGUAUCCACUGGAUGAACAGAACUGCACAUUGGAAAUAGAAAGCUAUGGAUAUACAACUGAUGACAUCGAAUUUUACUGGCGUGGGGAUGAUAACGCAGUAACAGGCGUAACAAAAAUUGAACUUCCACAGUUUUCUAUCGUAGAUUACAAACUUAUCACCAAGAAAGUUGUAUUUUCCACAGGGUCCUAUCCUAGACUUUCCCUCAGCUUUAAACUUAAGAGAAACAUUGGCUACUUUAUCCUACAAACAUACAUGCCUUCCAUCCUGAUAACCAUCCUCUCCUGGGUGUCCUUCUGGAUUAAUUACGAUGCUUCAGCUGCAAGAGUGGCAUUAGGAAUCACUACUGUCCUUACAAUGACCACAAUCAACACUCACCUUCGGGAAACUCUCCCUAAGAUCCCUUAUGUGAAGGCUAUUGACAUGUACCUGAUGGGGUGCUUUGUCUUUGUUUUCAUGGCUCUUCUGGAAUAUGCUUUGGUCAAUUACAUCUUCUUUGGGAGGGGACCCCAACGGCAAAAGAAAGCAGCUGAGAAGGCUGCUAAUGCCAAUAACGAAAAGAUGCGCCUGGAUGUCAACAAGAUGGAUCCCCAUGAGAAUAUCUUACUGAGCACUCUUGAGAUAAAAAAUGAAAUGGCCACAUCUGAGGCUGUGAUGGGACUUGGAGACCCCAGGAGCACAAUGCUGGCCUAUGAUGCCUCCAGCAUCCAAUAUCGAAAAGCUGGAUUGCCAAGGCAUAGUUUCGGCCGAAAUGCUCUGGAACGACAUGUGGCACAAAAGAAAAGUCGUCUGCGGAGACGUGCCUCCCAACUGAAAAUCACCAUCCCCGACUUGACUGAUGUGAAUGCCAUAGAUCGGUGGUCGCGCAUAUUCUUCCCAGUCGUUUUUUCCUUCUUCAACAUUGUCUAUUGGCUUUAUUACGUGAACUAAAACAUGGCAUCCCGUGCAAAGCAAGGACUAGAUUCCUCCUCAAACCAGUUGUACAGCCUGAUGUAGGACUUGGAAAACACAUCAAUCCAGGACAAAAGUGAUGCUAAAAUACCUUAGUUGCUGGCCUAUCCUGUGGUCCAUUUCAUACCAUUUGGGUUGCUUCUGCUAAGUAUUGAAUACACUGAGGUCCUUGUCGUUUGCCAGUUAAAAUGCAAAUGAUUCGUAUACCUACUAGCAAGAUUGAAGUUUAUACUCUGUCUUAUCUGCUUAAUGUGCAGCUUGCUCAGAGACAAAAUAUGUAGAAGAUAUUCUUAAAAGACUGGAUAGCAUUGCUGGUCAUUUCACUCAGAGGAGGCCAUAGCCAGUACUCUUCCUUUCAUUGCCAAGGUUGACAUGAAGUUGAGAUGGCACUGUGCUUAAUGAAACAUUAUUUGCAAUGCCAUGCAAACAUAUUACUUAAAGAUGAGCAGUUAUUAUCUUAAUAAGGUAAUAAUGAUAUCG
This is a messenger RNA of Ochotona curzoniae (black-lipped pika), 2093 nucleotides long. It is a transcript of the gene GABRB2, whose product is annotated as gamma-aminobutyric acid type A receptor subunit beta2. The transcript is spliced from 9 exons. Lineage: Eukaryota; Metazoa; Chordata; Mammalia; Lagomorpha; Ochotonidae. Bases 168 to 1592 code for a protein of 474 amino acids. Gene Ontology annotation, cellular component: GABA-A receptor complex; synapse; neuron projection. Gene Ontology annotation, molecular function: GABA-A receptor activity; neurotransmitter receptor activity; extracellular ligand-gated monoatomic ion channel activity. Gene Ontology annotation, biological process: monoatomic ion transmembrane transport; signal transduction; nervous system process. The record is from RefSeq and is a predicted model, not a curated record.